UCCAGGUGAGCGCCGGGGCCGCGUGCCCCCGCGCAGUUUCGCCACCGCGACCACAACCUCCCCAACCAGUUCUGUGCCGGCACGACAAACCUCCUCCUGCUUCUGCUGCUGCUGCUUACAUAACGAGCGCCACUCUCAUGCAGCAGGCGCCACCCAGCACGCUCGUCGGCCCCGCGAGGUGGCGGAGGAAGCCGUCCCAGUGACAGGGAACUCCUCUCCCCCACCCCGCCACGGGCGCACGGAGUCGCGAGUCGGAGCUGUGCUCGCCAGGAUCCCCGUCGCCAUGGAUCCCGGUCGCCUUGGGUCCCCCGUGCUCCUCGUGCUCCUCGUGCUCCUGCUGCUGCUCUCGUCUCUCGCCGAGGGGGCCCCCGCCGCGGUCCCCGGCGUCCCGGGCCCCCCGCGGCCGGCCAACAACUCGGGCUGGUCCGUGGAGUCCGGGCACGGCUCCCUGCCGGGCCACACCAAGGUGCCCAAGGGCGACUGGCGCCUCAGCGUCCUCUCCAUCGACUACAGCGCCGUGCAGUACCCGCUCGAGGUCACGCUCUGGAUCAUGCUCGCCUCCAUCGCCAAGAUCGGCUUCCACCUGGCGCGCCCCAUCUCCACCUUCGUGCCCGAGAGCUGCCUCCUCGUCAUCAUGGGCCUGCUGGUGGGGGCCGUCAUCCGCGUGGCCCACCCGCCGCAGCUGCCCUCCCCCGACCUCGUGUUCGGGGUGGACGCCUUCUUCCUCUACCUGCUGCCCCCCCUCAUGCUCGACUCGGGGUACUUUCUCCCCACUCGCCAGUUCAUGGAUAACAUCGGGACCAUCAUCAGUUAUUCGGUGUUUGGCACCCUGUGGAACGCGCUCAGCAUCAGCCUCUUCCUCUUCGGCAUCUGCCAGAUCUCCGUCUUCAACUUGGACGACAUCCCCAUGCUGCAGCUGUGCAUGUUCGGGAGCGUCAUCUCCGCCGUCGAUCCGAUCUCCGUCAUCGCCGUCUUCGAGCAGAUCCAAGUGAACGAUCAGCUGCAGACGCUCGUCUUCGGGGAGUCGCUGUUGAACGACGCCGUCACCGUGGCGCUGUACCAGCUCUUCCUGGAGAUGUGCGACAUGCAGAAGGUGCUGGGCAUCGACGUGGCGGUGGCGAUCCUGAGGGUGGUGCUGUGCGGCUUGGGCGGCAUCAUCGUGGGGCUCUUCUACGGCUUCCUGGCAGCGUUCGCGUCGCGCUUUACGCACCGCGUGAGCGUCCUGGAGCCGCUCUUCGUCUUCCUCUUCGCCUACCUGGCCUACCUCACCGCCGAGAUGUCCAAGCUCUCCGGGAUCAUGGCCAUCGUCUCGAGCGCGGUCCUCAUGCGGCCGUACGUGGAGGCCAACAUCAGCUACAAGUCCCGCACCACGAUCCGCUACGCCGUGAAGACGCUGAGCAGCGUGAGCGAGACGCUCAUCUUCAUGUUCCUGGGCGUCUCCACGGUGUCGGCGCGAGGCCACGAGUGGAACGGCGCCUUCAUCUGCUUCACGCUCAUCGCCUGCCUCAGCUGCCGCAUCGUCGGAGUGCUCGUCAUCACGUACAUCACCAACAAGAUGCGCCUCGUGCCGCUGGGCAUCAAGGAGCAGUUCGUCAUCGCCUACGGAGGCCUGCGCGGCGCCGUCUGCUUCUCCCUCGUCUUCCUGCUUCCCACCGACCCCUUCGUGCGCAAGUCCGUCUUCCUCACCGCCAGCAUCGCCGUCAUCUUCUUCACCGUCUUCGUGCAGGGCACCACUAUUCGCCCGCUGCUGCAGAUGCUGGACGUGGAGCGGCGGUCGGGGCAUGUGGCCACCAUGGCAGAGGAGCUCGCCACCCGGAGUCUGGACCACCUGGUGAUCGGGAUGGAGGACAUCUGCGGCCACUACUCCCACAACAACGUCAGAGAGAGGUUCGAGAAGUUCAACCGGAGGUUCCUGUGGCCCCUGCUGGUGCGCGAGGACGCGCACGAGGACUCGCACAUCCUGGGCAUGUACCGCAAGCUGGAGAUGAAGCAGGCGAUGCAGCGCAUCGACAUGUUCCGAGUGCCGUCCACAGCCUCCGUCCUGUGCCUGGAAGAGAGGUCCACUGUGUCUGGGCAGAGUGAGGAUGAGCGGCCCAAGGACGUAUUUUGUAAAGACGAUCGCAUGAAGGACAUCCGACGCCUCUUGAACAGGAGUCUCUACCGGCCCCGAAAGAGGAUAUCGUCAUACAGCCGCCACAACCUGCCCACGGAGAGCCAGGAGACGGAGGUCUUCCUGCAGAACACGAACCCCGAGCAGCUGGAGCGGAGGCUACGCCGGCACGGGACUCUGCCCGCGCACUCCACGCGGGAGCCGCCCCACGUGAGGCCUCGCUUCGUUCACACCCUCGAGAGGUCAAAGGUCCUCCGGCCACGGGACGGACGAGACGAGGUGGACGGCGGAGGAGAAACGCAAAGCCUGGCGGGCCCGGCCACCUUCAGGGUCGGCUCCUCCAACGCGAGCUCCGACGACGAAGUGGGGAAUUCUGGGAACGAGGCGAGGGGCAGCAAUGGGGCACAUCGACUCGCUGGGCGAUCGAGCUCGCUGCUGCACAGGCCCCACACAUAGCACCCCGCGCAUAGCGCACCACGCAUAGCACCCCGCACAGGGAGCACCACGCAUAGCGCACCACGCAUAGCACCCCGCACAGGGAGCACCACGCAUAGCGCACCGCGCAUAGCGCACCCCGUCAUAGCACCUCGCACAGGGAGCACCCCGCAUAGCGCCCCGCAUAGCGCACCACGCAUAGCACCUCGCACAGGGAGCACCACGCAUAGCGCACCACGCAUAGCACCUCGCACAGGGCGCGCUCAGCUCACAGGAGGUCGCCUGCGUCGAGACAGACGACCCACUUUGUGCACAUGGAAUAGCCAAUUGCUUCUCGAGAAGCCCGGUUGAAAUUGUGUUUUUUUAAUGUUUAGAUCCCAAUAUUUUGUAAGGAAUGAUAACUCGUGUCAUUGUUGUUUUAUCUCAAAAAGCUGUUUAUUUAUAACUACUUUUUGUGUUUAGUUUGUUCUCCUACCCCCCACACCUUCAAUUAGCACGGUUGGCUACGUGCGGUGAGA
Messenger RNA from Petromyzon marinus (sea lamprey), 3063 nucleotides. Its product is annotated as sodium/hydrogen exchanger 2-like. Gene Ontology annotation, cellular component: plasma membrane. The record is from RefSeq and is a predicted model, not a curated record. Gene Ontology annotation, molecular function: sodium:proton antiporter activity; potassium:proton antiporter activity. Gene Ontology annotation, biological process: potassium ion transmembrane transport; proton transmembrane transport; sodium ion import across plasma membrane. NCBI's taxonomy places the organism in Eukaryota, Metazoa, Chordata, Hyperoartia, Petromyzontiformes, Petromyzontidae.